AUGCGGUUUAUGGACAUUGAGCAGGGUUCGCGUUCUGUACGCGAGUAUGAUGCGGAGUUCAGUCGUCUGUUGGUGCAUGCAGGCUUUGGCAUGGAGGCCGAGCAUCAGUUGACGAACAGGUUUCUGGAGGGACUUCGCAAGGAUAUCGGACUCUAUGCAGGAGUAGUACGCACACUUCGAGGCGAGUCUGGUAGAGCCGUCAGCAGUUGCUUCUGCUGCCCAGCCUCGGGUCAGCAUCAGCAGCCGCGACAGCAGCAGCAGCAGCAGCGCAGAGGUGGUUCGAGUUUCAGUUCUGGUUCUGGCAGGGGCGGUUUGCCUGCGCAGAGGGAGUCAGCACCGAGGGUGUGCUACUACUGCAAGGAGCCUGGGCAUAUCAAGCCCAUGUGUCCUAAGUUGCGGAGUAUGUCGGUGGCUUCGGUUCAGCCAGUAGCGGCUCAGCCAGUGAGUCAGAUCGCAGCAGUGCAGCCGUUGGGUCAGAUUGCACCGGCGCCGCGGGGUUACUCUUCAGUGGAGACUGGCGGGACUAGUCAGACCGGGCAGAUCACAGAAGUGGGCGGUUUUGAGUCCCACGUUUUAUUCGACUCUGGAGCAUCGAAUUGCUUCAUUACACCGGAGCGUGCCGAGAAGAGUGGCAUCCGGAGUAGCGCGGGCGAGAGCGCGGGCAUGGUCAAGGUGGCGGGAGGUGGAUUCUUGUCUACUUUGGGCCGUGCUAGAGGAGUCGAGAUCGAGAUUGCGGGGCAGUCAAUGCCAGCAGACUUAGUCAUCAGUCCGGUGGAGCUGUAUGACGUUAUUCUCGGGAUGGACUGGUUGUCACACUACAGAGUUCAUCUGGAUUGCUACAGAGGUAGAGUGGUCUUCGAGCGAGAUGCAGGGAGGUUGGUUUAUCAGGGAGUGAGACCGACUUCCGGGAGUAUUGUGAUAUCUGCUAUUCAGGCCGAGCAGUUGUUACAGCGGGGCUGUGAGGCGUAUCUGGCGACGAUUUCUAUGUCUGAGUCAGGAGCUGGAGUUGUUAUGGGAGAUAUUGAGGUUGUCCAGGAUUUUGAGGAUGUCUUUCAGUCACUGAAGGGAUUACCACCAUCUCGGUCUGAUCCUUUCACGAUUGAGUUAGAGCGGGGACAGCUGAUGUCUUUUGGAGCAUUCUGGAGCAUAUGGGACAGAGGAGCAUGGAGGACUUGGCACAUGGACGCAGCUCAACUGGAUACGCAAAGGAAGAAGGAGGAAGCCAUCUUGAAGACCAGCUCGACCAUCUACUCGACCAACCGGUCGAGUUCCUCAACUCGACCGGCCAAGCUUCAACUCGAUCGAGCUGAGAAGUCAACAGUCAAACCCGAAAAAUGUUGCUUCCCCCUUGACUUUCCUUUGACCCUAAACCUAAUCCUCUUUGUAUUUAAGGCUAAAAGCCACGAAAAAACCACCAAGCUUUAG
Molecule: messenger RNA, 1425 nt
Organism: Microthlaspi erraticum
Lineage: Eukaryota; Viridiplantae; Streptophyta; Magnoliopsida; Brassicales; Brassicaceae
Source: the annotation of a GenBank genome assembly